Molecule: messenger RNA, 5599 nt
Organism: Anguilla rostrata (American eel)
Lineage: Eukaryota; Metazoa; Chordata; Actinopteri; Anguilliformes; Anguillidae
Gene: spata2
Product: spermatogenesis associated 2
Exons: 4
Coding region: 537-2084 (515 amino acids)
Biological process (GO): protein K63-linked deubiquitination; protein linear deubiquitination; regulation of necroptotic process
Cellular component (GO): cytoplasm
Source: RefSeq, a predicted model, not a curated record
UUUAGUUAAUUUGUGCAUGAUGAGCUAACUGUUAGCUGCAAUCAGUGACAUUCCACUAAGUAGACAGACUGUAGCAUUUGGCUAACUAGCUUGCUUACAGGGUAGCGUUAGCUGUUAAAUGUAUGAUUGUUACAUCGCAAUCUAGCAAAUCUAACGUGUUAGCUAACUCGCUACAUUGCUAGGUAAACAUUCGCUAGCUAGUUAGCUAAGUGUGUGCCGGUGGACAGUUGGUGCGUCCUAAUGCCCUAUCUCUAGUUAGCUAGCUAUUUGGCCAGAUAAAUUGUUUAGCUAGUCAAGGCGGAUGGUUGAAAAAGAAAUUUGUCUGGUGUUGCGGUCUGAAGUGGUUUGCCUUCAGGAGACAUCAGCCCAGUGACCCUCAGAAGAUGGUGCGGUCAGGUUGACCGCACCACCGGGCAGACGGCUGUCCCUUCCCCAGCCUUCCGUACGGGGCGGACCCCAAGAUGGUCCGGGGGUCGUGAUCGACGGCCCGGCGGGGAUGAGAGUCGUGCCGGCAGUGGCCCAGCCCCUUGCCGGCGAUGGAUGCCAAGCUGCGAGAGGACCUGCUGAAGAAGUACACGCAGUUUCUGGAGGGCAGGCUGGAGGAGCGGGACGUGGGGUCCAAUGAAGCGGGCCUGCUGUCGGCGGCGGCGGCCCUGCUGGGGGCCUACCAGCCAGAUCACGGCCAGCAGCGCUUCCGCGUGCUGCGCUUCUACGAGGUGGCGGAGAACGCCCUCCGGACCCUGAGGAGCUCCAGCCUGCAGGCCCUGGAGGUGGCCUUCGCCAUGCUGGAGACUGUCUGCACCAACCUGCUUCUCUUUCCCUGGAAGAAGGAGUUCCGCCACAUCAAGACCUUCACAGGCCCGUAUGUGUACCACCUGCAGUCAGCUGUGUGUGAGGCGGACCUGCACUCCAUACUGCGCUCCAUGGGCUAUGUGCGCGACCAGGAGCUGCAGUACCACGCCCGCGACCACCCGGGCGGUGCGGCGCACCUGAGGCAGCUGGCGUUCGAGCUCUUCCUGGCGCGAGCCGAGUGCGGCCUGCUGAGGGAGGUGGUGGCGCUGGCGGGCGGGGCGGCCAAGGAGCUGGAGGCGGUGGAGGUGCGGCGGUCGAGCCGCGAGGACGCGGCGGGGUGCGCCGAGGCCCUGAGGCGCCGCGACGUCCUGGUCGGGGAGGUGUCGCGGCUCUCGGUGCGCCUGGCCGAGACGGAGCGGGCCCACCUUAGGAGGAGCGGCCGCCCGUCCAAGUCAGUGGACGUGACGGACAGUGCGGGGCACUGGCACCCGGCCAGCAAGCCCGUGCUCAAGGCCUCGCUCAGCCUGCGCAAGGAGCCGCUGUUCGUGGACGCGGAGGAGGACGCCAAGGACGAGAUCAUCCGGCCCAACGUCUCCCUGCUCUCCCUGGCAGCCCUCUCCCCCUACAGCCCGGCGCCGGACUUCUACCCCGUGCAGUCCCCCUCGGCGGAGCCCUACUCCUACCACCUGUCCUCCCUGGACGAGGUGGACCUGUACACUGAGCGCGGCGGGGGCCGCCAGACCCCGUCCCGCCCCCCGAGCCGCGAGCCCCGAGACGGCCGAGAGAGCUGGGGGCCCAAGGGCCACGGCGGGCUUUCCUCCCUCGGCCCCAAGUGCCAGGGCUGCGGCCUGGGCUGCUCCGGCCUGGCCUCCUGCCAGCGGUGCGAGGCGGUCCUGUGCCCGGGCUGCCACGCCAUGGAGCCCUCCCCCUGCUGCUGCUCGCAGGACUACCCCAAGCCCCCCCGCCCCCUCGACGGCUACCUGCCGGUGAAGGAGAAGCUGUCCGUGUACACCAACUCCCACUCAGAGAAGCCGCUGCUGGCCACCAAGCUCUACCCUGGCAAGUCGGCGGCAGCCCCCGGUGGGGCGGGCGCGGGCGGCUCACGGUGCGGCUUCUGCAACAAGCCUGGCGCCACGCACACCUGCAUGAACUGCUCCAAGGUCUCCUGCGACACCUGCAUGGGCCUCUAUGCGAAAGAUCUAUGCGGCCGCAAGAGCAUGCACCAUAACUUUGUGCCCAACCACCAGCUGAAUUACAAGUCUGGCUCCAUGUCACACCUGGUGUAUCGGUAGACUCGGCUCGGUGUUGCUUGUGGAAGCCUGUGGCAGCGCGUCUCGUGUGUCGUAUCUGAUGUUCGUACUGGAAUGCACACGUCUUAAGCCUUCUCCUCUCGCACAGUCCUUCAGCCGUGCAGACCUGCUGGCUUGUGUCAGCCGUCCCUUACUCUGCCUGCAUCUGCUGGGUCAUGUGAUCUCAUAACUGCUUCCUGCUCAUAGCCGGCCCAGUCAUGAAGAAACCCUGGGGAGGGAGCCCAGUGGCUUGGAAUAAACCCGUCCAAACUUCCAGCUGUCAGCAUUGUCCUGCUCCUCUUACUCUUGAAUGUUCCGUGCCAAGUUUUUUGUCAUAGGAAAAUGCUGUGUCCUCUCUCACUGCUUCAGUGAUUUGGGGGGGGGGGAUAAAACAACACACUGGAUUUCAGCAGUACAUCUGGAAACUCUAUAUAUAGACUAUUAUGGGACUGUUGUGGGGGGGGUGCGUGGGACGCGUUGGACAUUUCACUGAGCUGCUAUAAUGUUCCUUUUAGAUCGAUCCUGACCAAUGACAACCUGUUUCAAGUAUGGCUGUGGUAUCCCCGCUGCUGCUGUUGAGUUACAGAAUCAUUCUGUUCCAUUCUCUGGUGAACAGGUCUGUCCAGCCUUUUCUCCCCCCCCUCAAAAUUUUGCCAAUGAAAAGCUUGUCCGUUUUGGCCUCUGCAGCGAUGGCGAUUUGGGAAGCCUGGAAAACGAGGCCUUUUGUGAGAUGAUAUUAUAAUUUCAAAAAGGGACACAUACUGCUAGACCAAUAGUAAAAAUAGUAAAAGUAAAAACCCCUAAACCCUGACAUGGCCAUUUUAAAUGUAUCCGAGCCGGUGUGCACGCUCAAGGUGUACUUCAUAUUAUGCCAAACUGAUGUCGCAUGUGCCAGGAAUUCUGCAGUUGAGUAGAACCAGUGUUCACCAUGACGACCAUGCACGUUCAGCGCAGAGAGGCUCAGGAUAAUGCAAACAAAGACAGCAGGAGUACAGGCAAGAUUAUUGUUUCAAUAGGUGUGGGCAUUGCAUUUGGGUCCAGCCCAUUCUCACUGUGAUUCUGUUGCUGUCAUAGAGCUACGACAACCCUUGCCCUACGAUGUACCCAGUUAUCUGCCCCAGUCCAGAGCAGGAACUUUGCACUGUAUAUAAGCUGAUCCUGAUAUUGGUCUAUAGUGUACACUCCACACCUAUUCACCACUAUCACAGGAUGAUACUGACAUGUUUAAGGCUCAAUCCUUGAAGAAUAUUGGCAUUUAGAACUUCUUUGUUCUGUGUUUACAGCAUAUCAGGGGCUUACGAACAUUCUCAUUAGGCAUUAUGCAUUUAAGUGGCAUCGGGCUGGCAGCCAAAAUCCAACAUGCUCUUUGGUUUCCUUGUUUUCUUUUUCCAUUUCGAUGCUCAGCCCAGAUCAAACUGAAGAAUCCAAGACGCAUCUCCUGGUUACUAUCGAAAUGCCAUUGGUGGAAGGAUUUUGCUCGUUCUGUCGAACAAAACUGUUUGUGAUGAAUAUAAAUGAUUAGCAUGGUCAAAGUUCUUCCUCUCCUUUCUGUUGUUUAUUAAGGGUGUUGCACUGUUUAAUGUGUCACUUAUGCAUAUGAGGUGUGGUCCGAGACCUCACUCAGUUUGCACAUGAAUGCACUCAGAUGUUUUAGGAGCUGCAUUCAGUGAUUUAGGAACUGCAUCCAAGUCAACUCAUGUAAUUUUACUGAUAUUAUGAACUUAGCAAGGUUGUGUCCAUUCAGUGCUGGGUCUGAAAGUGCAUCUCACUCCAUUAAAGUAAGUCUCAACACAGUAGUCUAAAGUAUGUCGACACACAGUGCAUAUUAUUAUUUGUCAAAGGCAGGUGGCUGCGUAUCAGGGGAAACAAUUUUGUUCUGUUAAAAGGGAGCUUUUGUUUUCCAGUUACAUUUUUCAUAUUUUAGAUGUUUUAUUCACAUCCAAAGUCUUACCUAGUGCAAUGCUUUUAGCUCACACAAUGCUAAAAGGAACAUUGGGCCUGUGUUCAUUGGAAUAGCACAAAACAGAUAUGUAGGGUUUUAUACUGAGCUAUGCAACAAAACAAGAGGGCUGUAUUGAGGUGGUCAAGUGUGCCUCUACUGUACCAGUUAGUGGAAGGGUUAUACUUUAUUGUUAGGGCUAUCAGUAUUGAAAAUGACUUUGUUUUGGCAUUUGUUUAUUAGCUAAUUAGCGAGGGGCAAAAGUUUCCUACUAAUGAGAAGAAUAAUGAUUUGGCUGGUUAAUUGGUUCUCUUUCAACAAUAAAGCAGAAGUAUUAUAUUUGCAGUUCUGUGCAAUGUACACAAUGUAUAGAUGCUGUACACUGUAUACUCAUGUCCUGCACUGGAUCAUAACUCUAUAUUUAGUACCCUUGUAUGUCAAGAAGUUAUAUUCAUAGCAUUUGUGCACGUUAUCGUACGGUAAUUUGUGCUUGUCUUUGAGCCAGUUUAAAGGGCUGUCUUCUCGCCAACUCUAAUAAACCAAUAUUUAUGACUAAUUAUACAAUCGGUGUUCUGUAAUUUAAUCUUUAAAUUGACAAAGUUAUGUUGUGAGAUUUAAAAAAAAUAGCUGCUUGAUUAAUGUAUAGAAAAUUGCAGUAACAUUUUAGCUGAUAUAGCAUUUUGCAAACUGGGACGCUGUUCCCGGCAUGAGAAGAACAGGUCUUCAGAAAAAGUGCAAGUCAUGUUUUGACAUUUCAUUUUCCUUAAAUAAAACCAUGCGUCUAAACCUCUGAAGGCUGGAGCCAAAGAGAGCUGAGGUACCCUUUGCAGGAAAGACAAUAAAACAUGGAUGCCCUUGCAGCUAGUCAAAGUGAUGAAACUGAACAAAGAACAAGUGAAGGAGAAUGAAUCCCGGAGCUGAGCAAUAGUUGAUAGUGUGUCUCUUAUGUCAUUGUCCUGACGUGUAAAGAGAUUUGAUAUGCUAAGAUAAUUACGAGAGAUAAAUAAGCAAAAUAAAUGUUCUGAAUAACCCCUCAGAGAUGGCGCUACCUAUCUCUGGAGCCUCUACCAAGCACCCUGCUUCUUGUGUCCCAUCUUCUCAUUUCACCCCCAUGUACAUCUCCCUUGUAUGUGCUGUGUUUGGCAGCAUGUGAGGGGGGGCGACGUACCACUCCUUUGCCAUUAUGGUGAACACUGCGGAAGCUGUGUUUUUUUCAGUGACUUUCAGUGAUGAAACAUCCUUUGUUCUGUGAUUUUCUUAACAGGUAGUAAGUGGUGUCGUCUGUGCUAGCAUAAUAUUACUCAUGGCAUGUUUUGUCAGGUUGCUCACCUCUUUACCUCUUUGUGAGCCCGACUGCCUCUGCUCAACUCUGAACCUCCAUUACUCUGAUCCACUCUACUGUGCUGGGGUGCCCAGUGCACUGCCUGUGGAGAAAGUUCAAACUCAUUUUUGUCAUAGUGUUAUUUUUUCAGGGGGGGUUGGGGGUGUAGCCAAAUUGUUUGUUGGUUGUAGUGUAUACAGAUAAAUAACCAUUUUAUAAAAUAAUGCCAAUAAUAAAAUUGAAAAAAAAAUAAUAAAA